AUCUCAGUUUCAUCCAUCACCCAAAUACAUUUUCUCUAAUAUAUAUAUACAUACACACACAAACACCUCCCAACGAUAUCUUCAACUUGGCAUUUGAAGACUUCUUCACUUAGUCGCACAGUAAUUUUCUCCAUUUAUUGAAAAACUAUGAGUUAUUUAGAGGGAAACGAGAAGAGCAACAAGUCAGGUGGGCCAUGGGGAGGAGAGUGUGGUGGCCGCUGGGACGACGGCGUUUACUGCUCCGUAAGGCAAAUAAUAAUCAGCCAUGGAGCCGUAAUAGAUUCCAUCCAGAUCGAGUACGACACGAGGGGUUGCUCCCUUUGGUCGGAGAAGCACGGCGGGAGUGGCGGAGUCAAAACUGACAAAGUCAAGCUUGACUACCCAGACGAGUACCUCAUCUCCAUCAGUGGUUACUUUGGGAGUGUCAGCGACUGCGGGCCCGUCGUGAUCCGAUCCCUUGCUUUCGAGACCAACAAAAGAAGAUUUGGGCCUUAUGGCUUUCAAAAAGGUACCCACUUCUCCUUUUCGUUGACUGGUGCUAAGAUCGUGGGCUUUCAUGGCCGAACUACUGGUCUUCACUUGGAUGCUAUCGGUGUGUAUGUCAAGCCAUUUUUGAACAUUAGAACGGUCCAAACCCAGACUGCCCAGAACCGAACAGGACUUGGAGCUGGUGGUGGUGGCGGAAACAAGGCGUUUGAUAUCAUGGUUGCAGUCAGAGAAAAAAUGGAUAACAUGUUUAUAUCCGAUGGCGGUUUCAUUGGAAAGAACGAACAGGCAUUUGCAACUGGUCAUGAGGGUGUGAAAGGGAGUGGGUACCACAGACAAGUUGGAAAAGAGAAAGAAAACUAUAUGAUUAUGCCGCCUAAUCAUACUUAUAGUGAAGAAACUGAACAUUAUUCCAAUGAUCACAGUGGGUUUUACGGACACAAUGAAUCACCAAUGAAAGGGUACCCUGCACAUAUGGGAAGACCUGUAAAAGAAUUCGACCAUUACAACAUGGAUGCAAAUCAUGAUCGUCGCCGCUACAGCGAAUAUGAAGCCAAGGAAAAGGUGUAUGGAGCAAAAGGACGCCCAAAUCCAAAGUACAGUAUUGAUGAUGAUCAAGGUUAUGCUCUUCCACCUGAACGGGGCAUAUAUAGAGAAUAUGAAACAAAAGAGACUAAGUUGUAUGGUGGUGGGAGCGGAGCAGAGAAGGAUUACGCAAACAUGAGGCGAACAGAGGGUUUGUUCGGGCAAAACAGAGACUUUAGCGAUUAUGAAAUUACUAAAGAGAAGUUGUACCAGUCUAGUGCCCAAAUUCCGAAUCGGCCACAAGGUGUAAAACAAGCUGUGUCGUAUGGACCUUGGGGUGGUACUGGGGGAAUGUUAUUUGACGAUGGAGUGUAUACAGGAGUUCGAGAAAUCCAUAUAGCACGCUCUGGGGGUGUCGUUUCCAUUAAAGUUUGUUACGACAUGAAUGGCCGGGCGGUUUGGGGAAACAAGAAUGGUGGAAAUGGAGGGUUCAGGUUGGACAAGAUAGCUUUUGACUACCCACAUGAGUACUUGACUCACAUAAGUGGAUAUUACGGGUCAUUGAUCUUAAGAGGGCCAACUGUGAUCAAAUCCCUGACCUUCUUCACCAACAAGAAGAAGUACGGUCCUUUCGGGGAUGAACAAGGAUUACCCUUUUCCUCUGGCCAGAAAGAUGGAAUUGUCGUUGGAUUUCAUGGCAAACAAGGUUGGUUUGUGGACAGCAUAGGAGUCCAUGUCCUUAAUGUCGUAGAAGGAAAGUAUUCACUACCUAGGCCUAGUUUCGACAUUAAUUCCACAGUGACCGACAUCAGAUAUGGUCACGACCAGGUUGUUUCAACGCCGGUGAAAGUGCCGAUUCCGUUGGGUCAAGGGCUGCGGCCAGCCAUGAUCUCAGGGCCGACGGGUGCAUGUGGCUCAGGGCCUUGGGGCGGAGAUGGUGGUAAGCCAUGGGAUGAUGGAGUCUUCACAGGGAUUAGGAAGAUCUUCUUGACAAAAGGAGAAGCCAUUCUCUCUAUUCAAAUAGAGUAUGAUCGCAAUGGCCAAUCCAUGUGGUCUGUUAAGCAUGGAAACAACAACGAUGGUAGCUGUCAUGUGAUUCAAUUUGAGUAUCCACACGAAGUGUUGACUGGCAUGAGUGGAUAUUAUGGACCGGUUAUGGGAGACGCAUGCAAGAUUGUAGUGAAGUCCUUGACUUUCUACACCAAUAGAGGAAGGUACGGGCCAUUUGGGGAGGAGAUGGGCACAUAUUUCACUUCUCCAAGAAACGAAGGCAAAAUAGUUGGGUUCCAUGGAAAGAGUGGCUCCCAUCUUUAUGCCAUUGGAGCUCAUAUGCAGCCCUGGUACCAGGAUAGGUCUGCCGAGCAAGGACCCAUCAAAAUGAUUCUCAACAAAAUCUUCGCUUAGAAAUAGUAAUACUACGUACUCCUAGUACCUACCCUGUCUAGUGGGUCGGCACCUAGCUAUAUGUUUGUAUGGUGUUUCUUAACUAAAAUGAUACGCAAACUAGUCACUUCCAGUGCAAUAAUGUACUCUUACCGUGGGGAAAAUGAGUCAAAUAAGGAAAGAAGCAUCUCUAUAUUGUAAUGAAGCAGUAUGCUGGCGAAUGCACUGAAGAUAUAUAUAUUUAUGAUUUUAUAUGCGUA
This is a messenger RNA of Humulus lupulus (European hop), 2654 nucleotides long. Its product is annotated as jacalin-related lectin 3-like. Lineage: Eukaryota; Viridiplantae; Streptophyta; Magnoliopsida; Rosales; Cannabaceae. The transcript is spliced from 10 exons. Gene Ontology annotation, molecular function: carbohydrate binding. The record is from RefSeq and is a predicted model, not a curated record. The coding region runs from base 148 to 2415 and encodes 755 amino acids.